AUGAUUGUGCCAGUCAGCAAAGAUCCAUUUUCGACUCUCAGAGAGGCUUACACUUCUCGUCUGGACGGGUGGAAGGAACAGGGGAAUGUGCUUGGAAGAUCGCAGCUAAAGCUUCUUCGAAUGUUUGUCAACUGGAUUUUUCAAUCAAGCGGCGAGGAAUCAUUCAUUCUAAGUCAUUCAGAUCCCAAUAUCUUGAACUUCCUUAUUUUAGAAGACGGUUCUGUACGGACAACCCGCGAUUUGGACGGCUCGCGAGCCAUGCCGCCAAGUCUAGGGAGUGAGUCUUAUCCGCUAUGGCUGAUGCGCGACUGGGAUCCGACCAGAUGGAACAGGGAAUCUAUGGUGGGAAUCAUGUUUGGGAAAACUCACCGGACACAAUGGGGGUUCUAUCGCAUUGAUGCGCAAUGUAUCGGAAAUCUGCUGCCAGAAAGCGAGAACGCCAGAGUGACCCGCAAUCCCCUGCUCUUCAACUUCAGGCAUCUACGGAUGGCAGCGGUAGAAUCAAUAUGUAACAGAGGCAUUACCACAAAGGUCCUUGGUGAGGUUAGGAAGCAAAUGAAGAACCUAGAUAACAGCCCGCCAUUCAACUUAUCCAGCAAUAAUAGAAAGGACGAAAACCAUAACGAAAAUCAUAAACCUUCCAAAAAGAAUGCGAUAGCCGAUCACAAUUCACCCGAGACCGACGAUAAAUCCGAACAUAGUUGUAUUGAAGCAGACAUUGGCGAAAAAGAGGACGAAGCUUUCUAUAUUGAUGAGAUGCUCCUGGAUUUAUGA
This is a messenger RNA of Penicillium coprophilum, 774 nucleotides long. Its product is annotated as Aminoglycoside phosphotransferase. The transcript has 2 exons. The record is from RefSeq and is a predicted model, not a curated record. Bases 1 to 774 code for a protein of 257 amino acids. NCBI's taxonomy places the organism in Eukaryota, Fungi, Ascomycota, Eurotiomycetes, Eurotiales, Aspergillaceae.